GCUGGGCGGAACUAACACUCAAUGUGCCUCACGGACACUUUCUAUGUUUCAUGUGUUUGCCAUCAUGCGUCCAAUGAAUACAAUGAGGCAGAAGAUGGUGAGAGGCAUUCUCAGCCUCUUUUCACAGACCCACGGAGGCUUCCUGCUUCCCCGGUGUCAGGUGAUCCUCUGGUCCAACAGCCAGCUGCUGAUGCCCAUCCAACCGGGUCUGUGCUCAUCUGAGUCACAAGAGGACAAUGUGAGGGCAAUCGGCAGCAUCAGUGGGGUGUCAGAGAAGAUAUGCAGUUAUCGAGAAGUAUUAAACCAUCUGGACCUAAAUAAAACUAGUGAGCUGUACUUGAUGACUCGACCUGUUAAAGACUACAAACAGCCCACAUGGGUUUCCUUGGAAGUGCGACUGUACGCUAUUUUAGAUGUGGUUGAGAAAGAACAGAAAUUCAUCCCUUAUGUUUGGACUGUCAUGGUGAGGUCUGUCAGGCAGUCACUUUCAUUAUCAUUCACUGUUUAUCACUCUGAUUUUACCCUUUGUUUACUUCUACAGGCAUGGCAGAAUGAAUACAUUUCCUGGAAUCCAGAUGACUUCUGUGGAAUAAAAAAAAUAUCUAUUCCUACUAACAUUUUAUGGAAACCUGAUGUCGCCAUCGAAGAGAUGACAGAGAAGGACAAAGCACCACCAAGUCCUUACCUCUUCAUCGAUUCAAAUGGCACUGUUGAAGUUCAGAAUAACCAUGUGUUGGUCAGCACCUGCCGAAUGCGCGUUCACAAAUUUCCCUUUGACACACAGAGCUGCAACCUUACGUUCAAGUCGGCUAUACACACUGACAAAGACAUAAGACUUCAUGCCAGUGACAACUCUUCAGAGGCCACAGAGUGGUCUCGGGAUUUGAUGCGGACACAGUAUGAGUGGUUGUUCAUAAAUAUGACAGUUACAACCAAGAACGCCAGCCUCCCAGAAAACCAAGAUGUGAUCAUUUACACUAUUAACAUGAAGAGGAGACCUCUGCUCUACAUCGUUAACUUCUUGCUGCCUGUUUUGUUCUUCUUGUGUUUGGACUUGGCCUCCUUCAUGAUCUCACAUGGCUCGGGGGAGAAACUCACCUUUAAAGUCACUGUGCUGCUCGCUGUCACAGUAUUGCAGCUUAUUCUCAAUGAAAUCCUGCCAGCCUCAUCAGACCGGAUCCCGCUUAUAGCAAUGUACUGCAUUGGAAACUUUGCACUGAUGCUAAUUAGCCUUCUGGAAACCAUUGUGGUGAUGUAUCUGAUGAAGAAAGACUCACAUCAGGAGAAUGAAACAGAUGCCACAGGAUGCUUGAUUGAGGAUGGCAAGAACAACAUUAAUAUUUUUGACAGAGGGAAAACUAACAAUACAUGCAUCUACAAUGUGUCUACUGGUGAAUCUCCAUCUGGGCUGUUGAACCAAGAGGAUGAGAGCAGCAAACUGACUGAUGAGUACCAUACGUUGGAGAGGCUGUCAGAUGAGCUGAAGAAGGUGGAGAAGAAACUGUCUCUGCCUCAUACUGGACUGCAACGCGGCUACUGGACCACAGUGGCCAAAACAUUUAACAAGAUUUUUUUUAUUUUCUAUGUGUUGCUCAUCAUUGCAUUUUUAAGUUUUAUUUUUUCACAAUGGAGGAUUGAUUGAAGAUGUUUACAACUACAUUACAAAAGCACUAAAUAGCACCUACUCCACAACAUUACUAGAGUCAUUCUUAGUAAACAGGAAAUAUCCUGUCCAUUUUCUAUUUUUUAUCUGAAUGUGCAACUGUAUUAAUUAUUUGAUGAUGUUUGCUCAUGUACAGCAUGUACUGUAUAGAGGGAAUGCACAUACAUCACUUCCCCCCUGGGCCGCGCCCCUCUAAAUCAGACUGAGUGGCAAAAACAAACCGGCUCAACAUGGCGGAGCAUAACAGUAACUACAGCGAG
Molecule: messenger RNA, 1923 nt
Organism: Sphaeramia orbicularis (orbiculate cardinalfish)
Lineage: Eukaryota; Metazoa; Chordata; Actinopteri; Kurtiformes; Apogonidae
Product: 5-hydroxytryptamine receptor 3A-like
Exons: 10
Coding region: 44-1642 (532 amino acids)
Biological process (GO): monoatomic ion transmembrane transport
Cellular component (GO): membrane
Molecular function (GO): transmembrane signaling receptor activity; extracellular ligand-gated monoatomic ion channel activity
Source: RefSeq, a predicted model, not a curated record